Pteropus alecto (black flying fox) is the source of this 2477-nucleotide messenger RNA. Its product is annotated as haptoglobin. The transcript has 5 exons. Gene Ontology annotation, biological process: proteolysis; acute inflammatory response. Gene Ontology annotation, cellular component: extracellular region. The coding region runs from base 1 to 1125 and encodes 374 amino acids. Gene Ontology annotation, molecular function: serine-type endopeptidase activity; hemoglobin binding. The record is from RefSeq and is a predicted model, not a curated record. Lineage: Eukaryota; Metazoa; Chordata; Mammalia; Chiroptera; Pteropodidae.
AUGAGGGCCCUGGGUGUUCUCAUCACCCUCCUGCUCUGCGGGCAGCUUUUCGCAGUGGAUGUUGGCAGUGAGAGCACAGAUAAUCCAGUUGGCAAUGAGAGCACAGAUAAUCCAGUUGGCAAUGAGAGCACAGAUAAUGCAGUUGGCAAUGAGAGCACAAGUAAUGCAGAUGACAGCUGUCCAAAGCCCCCCGAGAUUGCAAAUGGCCUUGUGGAGCACUCAGUUCGCUAUCACUGUAAGACCUACUACAGACUGCGUACUGAAGGAGAUGGAGUGUACACCUUAAACAGUGAGAAGCAGUGGACAAAUAAGGCCAUUGGAGAGAAACUUCCUGAAUGUGAAGCAGUGUGUGGAAAGCCCAAGUUCCCAGUGGAUCAGGUCCAACGGAUCCUGGGUGGAUCAGUGGAUGCCAAAGGCAGCUUUCCCUGGCAGGCUAAGAUGAUCUCACACCACAAUCUCACCUCGGGAGCCACACUGAUCAGUGAGCAAUGGCUGCUGACCACGGCUAAAAAUCUCUUCCUGGGGCAUACAGAUGAUGCAAAAGCCAAAGACAUUGCCCCUACUCUAAGACUCUAUGUGGGGAAAAAUCAGCUUGUGGAGGUUGAGAAGGUGGUUUUCCACCCUGACUACUCCAAGGUCGACAUUGGUCUCAUCAAACUCAAACAGAAGGUGCCAGUUGGUGAGAGUGUAAUGCCCAUUUGCCUACCUUCAAAAGAUUAUGCGCAAGUGGGGCGCUUGGGUUAUGUGUCUGGCUGGGGGCGAAAUUCCAACUUCGCUUUCACUGAGCUACUGAAGUACGUCAUGCUGCCUGUGGCUGACCAAGACAAAUGUGUAAUACACUAUGAAAAAAGCACAGUGCCCGAAAAGAAGGAACCAAAGAGCCCUGUAGGAGUGCAGCCCAUACUGAACGAACACACCUUCUGUGCUGGCCUGUCCAAGUACCAGGAAGACACCUGCUAUGGCGACGCUGGCAGCGCCUUUGCCGUUCAUGACACGGACGACGACACCUGGUAUGCGGCUGGGAUCCUGAGCUUUGAUAAGAGCUGUAACGUGGCUGAGUAUGGUGUGUAUGUGAAGGUGCCCUCCAUCCUGGACUGGGUUCAGAAAACCAUGGCUGACAACUAAUGCAAUGCUGGCUGGAAGCCCUUGCCUGGACGCAAGGUUCCUCGGUGGAAGAGGGAAAGCUGGAUGGGAGUGGAGGGGAUAAAACAUGGUGUGAAACUGAUGGUUUCCGGCCCUGCAUGGCUGGGUCAAUCAAUAAAGAACUUUGUUUUGACUCAUUUAUGUUGUUAUUUUUUUAAGUCUUGAGCCUUUUUAUCCUCAUUUAUGGUAUGGCAGCAGCCAAGUGGCACGGAGUCUACUGGGAGUAUGGCAGAAAACACCCCAGGCCAACUGGAAAUCCCUAAUGUGAUACAAACUUUCCCACUGUGGCCACCCACUCAUUGAGUGCCUACUGAGACAGGCCUCAGAAAGGUCAUCGUUAUCUUUGUUUUACCAACAAGUGAACAGACUCACAGAAGUUAAGUGAUUUCCUUAAGGUUACACAGAUAUUAGUGAAGCUGAACCUUGAACCUAGAUCUGUCUGAAUACAAACUGCAUCCUGGUGAGGAAAGUGCUAGCUCAAAGUAGGAUGAAAACAAGUGUUCGGUACCUUAUCAUUUGUAUUCCAACACACCAGCACUUCAGAAAAGAUGGUGCAAAGGCAGGAUCUCUGGACUUGCUGGGUCCAAAUCAUAGCUUGGCCAUAAAUUUGCCAAUUGACUUAAACUCCCUGCCCAUCAGUUCCCUGGUCUCUUCUAUGAGGAGCUUAAACCAGAUAAUCUCUAAAGUUCCUACCAGCAAUGACAUCCUGGGACUUGGUAAAGGGUGAGUCAUCUUUCUGGGAUUUGCCUCUUUUAAUAACUUUAUGAAGAAUUCUCUCUCUUCCAGGGUCCCCUGGCACAACUUGCCACCACUUGGGCAAGUUGCUACUUUUCUCAAAACCUCAUGAGGGCUAUUGGUACUGACUUUCCAGAGUGAGAGAACAGAUGCAGAGCUGGAGGGCAGUGGGCCAGGCAGCAUGUGACCUGGAUGGCAGCCACUGACUUUCUUGCCUACAGAAGCCCAGUUCUGUGCAGGGUGGCACUGUCACUGCAAGCCUAUCUCUCCUGCCAGAUGCUUCCUUUCCCAGCCUUUUCUCCAGGAAGAGGUGACCAUGCAACCUGGUUCUGACUGAUGUGGCAUAGAAAGCAGGCUGUUGGGUGCUUUUGUGUCCUUCGCUGAUGAAAAAAGAACCCCAGGAACGAGACCAAAAAAACCUCUUUUACCACCACCUCCAUUUUCUCUUCUCCCCCUACUUUUAUGGUAAUCAUGAUGCACGGAACUGCAGCAGCCAUCUUAGACCAUGACCGGCACUGGGAUGAAGAACAGAUAUGCAGAUAACGAUAAAAAGAACCUGGUCCAUGAUGAUGCUAUUGAGCUACUGAGUGAACUCUAGU